AUGUCUGGCUACCCACCGCCUCCCCAGCAGGCCUACGGCGCGCCGCCUCCAGGCUACCCCCCCAUGCAGCAGGGCUACGCCCCGCCGGAUCCCAACAUGCAGUACGGCUACCCACCACCGCAGGGCUACCAGCAGGGCUACCCGCCACCGCAGCAGCCGCAGACGGUCAUUGUGCAGGAGAAGGAGGACGAUGGAGCAGCAGCGACGCAUGAGAAGCCGCUGUGA
Molecule: messenger RNA, 225 nt
Organism: Aplosporella prunicola CBS 121167
Lineage: Eukaryota; Fungi; Ascomycota; Dothideomycetes; Botryosphaeriales; Aplosporellaceae
Exons: 2
Coding region: 1-225 (74 amino acids)
Source: RefSeq, a predicted model, not a curated record